Molecule: messenger RNA, 5678 nt
Organism: Amyelois transitella
Lineage: Eukaryota; Metazoa; Arthropoda; Insecta; Lepidoptera; Pyralidae
Gene: nahoda
Exons: 26
Coding region: 542-4720 (1392 amino acids)
Source: RefSeq, a predicted model, not a curated record
GAAGAAACGCGCGAUCGUAUUACGCAUGCGCGUGUGAAUGUUUCGAAUUUUGAAUGUGAAAAAAAUAACUUGAGUGAUUGUUUUUUUUUGUGUGGUACUAUUUUAAAACUGUUUCUUUAUUUUAACUUAGGCAAGGAUAUUAUAUGUAUACAAAUUUGUGUUAGAACGUUAGGAAUUUCCUAACACGUAAACUGGUUUCCAAGAUCGGUUGUUUAUUAUAGAUUUUGUAACUGCCUUAUUAUUAUAAUCUAUUGGAUUCUACAUGUGAUUUGACUGUACAAAAUACCUCGGAUUGCUGUUGGGAAGAUACCUACCUACUUAGUAGAAAAUCUAAGAUUUACGGAUCGCGAAGGAUUCAAAUGGAAAUGUCAAUACAGUGACGGUGAAUUAAAAAAAUAAUAUAGAAAACUAAAGCUUUAAAAUCAAUAUAAAUAACGAUGAUCAAAAAACUAAUAAAGAAAACUUUAUUAAAAUUUGAGAGAUGAAGAAAAUUGAAAUCAGAUUAUAGUUAGUGGAAGUGAGUGAAGUGAUUGAAAACAAGAUGGCGUUGUACAAAGUGACGCUGCUUUGUGUUGUGUUAUGUGUAGUGCUUGUUUGUGUGUGUGGACAUGUUGCAUUGACGUACCCGCCGGCGAGGAGGUUUGAUUUGGACUUUCUGGACAAUUCCAGGACGAAGCCGCCAUGUGGGAUGCCCAAAGGAUCGUUGAAAACGACAUUUUUAGCUGGAUCUGCAUUCACGGUACAUUGGCACUUAGCGUAUGCACAUCGGGGCGGGUUCAGCCUUCGAAUCCUGGAUGAGCUGGAGCGGCCCGUCUUGGACCUGACCCCGAGGGCCGGGGGUUCGGAGUUCGUGCGCGAUGACGUCACCGCUCAGAAGUACGAAGUACGUCUACCUUCAGACUUCACCUGCGAGAAUUGUACCCUCCAGUUGCAGAGGGAGGCGGGGGAGUGGGGGGCGAAUUACAGGUUUGGGUCGUGCGCAGACAUCGACAUAUUACCACGUAAAGAUUACCACGAGACAUGCUCCGGCCACGGUUUCCACAUCCUCGGCCGUUGUAAAUGCAACAAGAUGUACUCCGGCCCAAGAUGUCAGUUCAGCGAGGAAUGUCUAGAGGACACUGACUGCGGGCUGAGGGGGAAAUGUGUGGAUGUGAACACUACAGAGUCGCCGAGCAAGAUGUGUUAUUGUCCACACGGGUUUUAUGGCAAAGGGUGUAAUAAAAAGGCGCCCUGGAAAGACAAGAACAUCAACCUAGGGCUCUACAGCAGGAAGGAGCUCUCCAAGCAAUUCAGGUUGUACUGGCGCGUCCUGAAGGAAGAGGGGGAAUUGGAGGUGGUCAUGAUGGUCAACGGAACCACUUAUGCUGCUGUGGGAUGGAGACCGAGCGGGUUGACAAAGGAAUGUAAAAACUUCCCUGUUUUAGGACCUUCCACUGAUAACAAGCCAAGCACCUUAAAACCAGAGCCAUUACCAGAACCCGAACCAAAAGCGGAACCAGAACCCAAACCGGAACCAGAACCGGAACCUAACGCAGAACCAGAACCGACUGCUGAGCCCAAAGCUGAACCGGAACCAGUGGCGGAACCGAAACCAGAACCAAAUUCCGAGCCAGAACCUACUGCUGAGCCUAAGGCUGAGCCAGAACCGACAGCUGAACCAAAACCAGAACCAACUACACCAGCAGAAAGUGACAGCAGAAACAAAAGAGUUGCCAUGCAUUCUCUUGACGGGAUUGAUUUCAAAAAUCUUGGCGAUGAUGUGACUGUGAAAACCAGUAUUUCUUACAAGGUGUCCAGUUCUAAAGGACGACGAAAGCGUGCAACUGCCGAUGCUGACAAUGUGGAAACUACGACCACAGUUGCCAAUGAAAAUAACGUUAGUCCCACUCCAGAACCUACCCUUGAGCCUAAAGCUGAACCUGAAACCCUAGAACCAAAGUCUAUACCAAUAUCUUCAACCACACCUAAGCCUAGACAAAGAUUUUCUCCUAAACCAAAGUUUACACCAAAGUUUAAGCAGUUACGUUUUAAUUCUACAACAACCACUACUAAAGCUCUACCAGAGACUACUCCAGCCCCAGAACCAAGUCCUGAACCAAAGUCCGAACCAGAACCCACUUCGGAACCAAAUUCAUUACCAGAACCAUCACCCGAACCUAAGUCGGAACCAUCUCCCGAGCCCACAUCAGAACCACAACCUUCUCCAGAACCUAAUUCGGAACCAGAACCAACAGCGGAACCCAAAUCAGAACCAGAACCAACUCCCGAACCCAAUUCAGAACCAGAACCAAGUCCAGAACCCAAAUCAGAACCAGAACCAAGUCCAGAACCUAAAUCAGAACCAGAACCAAGUCCAGAACCUAAAUCAGAACCAGAACCAAGUCCAGAACCUAAAUCAGAACCAGAACCAAGUCCUGAACCCAAAUCAGAACCUGAACCAAGUCCUGAACCCAAAUCUGAACCUGAACCAAGUCCUGAACCCAAAUCAGAACCAGAACCAAGUCCUGAACCCAAAUCAGAACCAGAACCAACUCCUGAACCCAAAUCUGAACCUACCCCAAAACCCAUUGCUGAAAUGGAACCAGAGACAUUGCUAGUGAAGGGACUGACAGAAGAAGCAGGUUACUUCCCGGCCCACGAAUACGUGCCUAAAUUUGACUUCAACCCAAUGGACUGCACUGAUAUCGUGAUUGGAACAGCUAGGGGGAACUACCAUAGGGUCUUGGACUAUUAUACCAGGGACAGGUCUACUCCUCGCGUGGACACCUUCUGGGGCGGCCAUGAUGACAUCACAGCCGCAUCUGGCUACGAAGAGAAUGGAGUCACCACUAUCAUGUUCAGGAAAAAGAUUAAGGCCAAAGAACCCACAGACCACUCCGUAGUCGAUGAUCUGAUGCACGUCAUCUGGUCUCGGGGUCAGGAGCCAGGGAAAUACGUUCACUCCCCCCCAUCAGGGCUGGAGAAGGAUAUGGCGGCGGUCGCCGACUUCUACAGGCAAGACGAGCUGAAAUACCACGGUCAUGGCAGCCAGAGAGGCGUUACCAGGAUCAAUUUCUUUGAAGAAGAAAAGUCUUCCAUCUCUGGUGGCGUUUUACCGCUUGAAGAUAAAUGCGGAGGUCAAUGGAAGUUCCCGACCGAUUGUGACCCAGCCAACAAUACGUGUGAAUAUUACGCCUCCUGGGAGUACCUGGGUCAGAAGAGGGGGAAAGACUCUGUCAGGUUCACUAUAAAGACGAAACAGAGCAAAUUCUGGACGGGCAUCGGAUUUAGCAAGGAUAAGAAAAUGUCUCAAACUGACGCCAUCAUUGGCUGGGUGGACCCCCGCUCCGGGCGGCCGUUCAUCAUGGACACGUGGGUGAGCGGGUACUCCGCCCCCAGGGUCGACUCGCGCCAGGACCUCUCCCGGGAGGGCGGCAGCGCCGUGGACGGAGUCACCACACUCAGCUUCGUGAGGAAGAGGAACACGGGAGACCAGAAGGAUCUCGCGUUCACCGACACGGAAUGUCUUUACAUGAUGUUCGUCAUCCACGGCGGGAACUUUGACCCUGUCAACAAGAGGACCAACAAACAUCAGGUGGUGCCAGUCAUCACUGAAGAUCGGGUGUGCAUCAGGCCUUGUGGUCCAGAACCAGCAGAAGAAGAAAUCACAACCGAGAAGGCGGUCCCUGGGGAGACAGUGUACACCAUGCUGAUCAGGAUCACGGGUCUCGCAGACAGCUUCAAGCCGCCAGCUGCUGGCAGCAAGGAGUACGAGGACCUGAGUCAGCAGGUCGCUGACAACCUCGCCAGGGAGCUGAAGGGGACCAAGGGAUACCACGGAUUGGCCGUCAACGGGUUUAUGCAAAACGAAACUAGCGCCAUUAUUGCUGAACUAACACUCAAAUCGAUCGAUUCCAACUUAAUCGAGGGCUCGAGCGCUCGUUCACUCGACUCUUCCAUCUCAGCCGGCGGCAACGAGACGAAAGGAGACAGCGAUAUGGAGAAAUGGGAGAGGGUGGUCAGAGACACUCUGGCGCAAGGGAAAGUGGGGAAUUUGAACGUAGAUCCGGAAUUCUUGGUGUUUGAGCCACAAAGCUUGCUAUCGAACCGGCCAGAAGUCGAGGGAGAGGGUAAUGCGCGCACGUUCUUCGGCUUGGCCGAGACCAAAUUGUACGUGGUGGUGGGGUGCGUGGCCGCCCUCGUUCUCGUGGCGCUGCUGCAGGCCGCCUGCACCCUGUACAGGACCAGGUCUACUGGAAGUCACAAUAAGGAACAGUUAAUCCCAAACGCGGCUUGGAAGGACUACUCUCCCUCGAACACUAAUUACGCCUUCGAGCCGUUGGAGAGCGACAAGUACGGCGGCACGGCGUCCACGGCGGCGCUGCGCGCGCGCACGCCCGCGCGCCCGCCCGGCCCGCCGCCGCCGCGCCCCGCCAGCAGUAGGGGGACUCCUAAGCCACCAGUGAACGGCCACAAGAUGGCGGCCAAUGGUAACAAAAUGGCGGCGAAUGGCACUAACGGGAGAAGCACGCCCAAACACAAUCCACAACAACAGUAUUACCACGAAACUAGGUCUUUACAGCGACCUAGAGGCGGGGGGGCCACACAAUAUGGUUACGCGAGCCGGCCUGAGCGCGCGACGUACUCGCUCCCGCGCGGGCCGCGAGAGCGAGACGGCACGCUGUCUCCGCACCCCGACUUCUACUUCAUGCCGUCACAAAGGAAAUACGAAGAUUUUUGACGGAGACACCGAAGAAUUUUAAUUACAUUAAUUUAGUUACCAGAUCAGAUUUUUCUUUACACCGAACAAAUGUACCUUUUAAGAUAUAUUUCACAGUAUGUAUUUAUUUUAAUUCUUUUUAAUAAUUCUCCAAACCAGAUCUAGUCUCAUGUCACAGUUUUAAAAUAAGUUAUUUUCACAUUAAUGUAAUAUUAAUAUUUUUCUUUUUAUAUUAAUAAUGUAAAUAUAAUAUUUAGAAAUAUUCUUCGCUGUAUAUUGCACAACAAUAGCAAAUUAAGGAAUUAUAUAUCUUAUGAUAACGUAUAACUUUAAAUUAGAAAUUAAAAAAUGUAAAUAACAAUUUAAUUCGAAUGAUGCAAGUAGCGCCAUCUAUUUCAAACUUGCAUUACUAACAUAACUUCGAAAAUAUCGUAAUAGAAACCAGAAAAAGGUUCAUGUUUUAGAAAUAAAUUAAAAAUUAGCAGAACAAAUAUGUAGAUUUAUUAAAAAGAUAUACAACAUUAUCGUAAAUGUAAUAAUUAGUAUUCUGUGUAAGUUAUUUUAGGUAUGUCAUUCACACAUAUUGUAUCGUGCAAAGAGUCUUUAUUGCUGUCAUAUUUAUUUUAGCUCAAUAUUUUUGCCACUUCGUCGUUAUCAAAAUGAUAGACAAAUAUAUUAUAAACAAUUAACAAAAUAUUUAAAUAUAAGUAUAAUUUUUGUCAAGACAGGAUAGCAGUGAAGUGUAAUAGCUUUUCUGUGUUUAAAGAUUGUAUAAGAAAAUAAUAGCUAGAAGAAAGGGAUUAUUAAGAUUAUUCCACUUGUUAAAGGAAUGUACUUAGUUGAUACUGGUAUUAAAAUACCAAAUUAAAUACUUUAACUUAUAUUAUUUUGAGAGCAUCGUUUCGUAAUAUAUCAGUUUAACAAAACAACGAAUUAUCGAUUUUAAUUAAGUUCUAAGUAUUUACCGAACCUAAGACUA